AUGACCACUCCCGAGGCGCCAAUAGGCGCGAGAGUCCAGGUAUCCUCUGGGAUCGGGCAUGUGCGGUGGUCGGGAACCAACCCGGCCUUCUCGGCUGGCAAGUGGGUGGGAGUGGAGCUUCUCGAAGCGGUAGGAAAGAACGACGGCUCAGUGAAAGGCGAACGAUACUUUGAUUGUCAACCUAAUCAUGGGGUCUUUGUCCGGCCGAGUCAGGUCAAAGUGCUGGAAAUGCCCAGACCGGCUUCGACCUCCAUGCGACCGCCGCCCGCGCCUCAAGCAUCCUCAUCCCUUUCAGCCUCGACCACCACCUCACGCGGUCCUUCCCCGCGCAAGUCUUCAGCUCCAGUCCGGGCAGGACCCUCUACUCCAAUCAGGUCGACCUCUAUGGCGUCCACCACCACCUCUUCCGCCGCCAUGUCCCGCAAGUCAUCUACCCCGUCCGCCAUCCCAGCUCCCCGCCCAUCGAGCGUCGCUUCGUCCAUACCGCGCCCACCUUCCGUUUCCGAAGCGACGCCCCGCCCGGGCGUCCGAGCGCCGAGUCAAGCCUCUACGCACGUCGAUGAUGAUCCAUCAGCAUCGCGUAAUGUAUCGCCAACUCCCGCAAGCGCCAGCUCUUCCAUGCCCCCUCCACCUCCCCCGCCCAGGUCUACCGUUUCACCAACCCCAGUAUCAACAGAUAUGGCGUCACGACCCUCGCACAACCGGUCCUUCUCGUCCACCAUGUCCAUAGGGGGACACUCUCGAGAGUCCAUACCCCUUCGAGCACCUACGCCAGCCGAGGAAUCAGCCUCUGCUGCUUUUGUGCUCAAGCACGAGCUGGAGGAGCUACGUAUCAAAGUGAGGAUACUGGAGGGGCGAAAGGUGGAGGACCAGGAUAGGAUACGGAGUCUGGAGACGAAGGCUGCUGAGGCGGACACACUCCGGUCGGCCAGAGUCAAGCUACAAGCCAAGUUCCUCGAGAUCCAAGCUUCGCUCACAUCGGCCCAGCGCCAAUCCAAAGAUCUUUCUUCUGAGAACACCCAGCUUGAGGCCAAAGCCACCGAAGCGAUGGAUCAGCUGGAAAUGGCCGCGUUGGAUAGGGAGAUGGCGGAGGAGAAGGCGGAAUCGGCCGAAGCGGAAGUGCAGAAGCUGAAUGAUAAGCUUGCGGAGUUGGAGAUGGAGGUUGCGUUGUUGAAGGAGGAGAACGCGGAGUACGAGAAGCCUGUCAGUGGACUUGAGGGGGAACGGACGAGCUUGGCGUAUGUGCAGCUGGAGAAACACAACGAGAGGUUGAAAGAGGCUCUCAUACGGCUGAGAGACGUAUCCACCGAAGCGGAAAAGGAGUACAAGUCCAAGAUUGCAGAUAUGGAGCGCGAGCUCUCUGGGUCUGAGGACCUGCUGAGCCAGCUCGAACUCGCCGAAGCCAAGCUCGCGAAUGCCGAAGCGCAAGUCGAGGACCUCAAGGUCCAGCUGGACGAUGCGCUCGGAGCGGAGGAUAUGCUUGAGCAGCUCACAGAGCGGAACAUGCAGAUGAGCGAACACAUUGAGGAGAUGCGAGCGACUAUAGAAGAUCUUGAGGCGCUCAAAGAGCUCAAUGAUGAGCUGGAGGAGAAUCAUGUGGAGGCGGAAAAGCAGCUCAAUACGGAGAUAGACAGGAUCUCCGGACAGCUGAGGGAUGAGCGAAGUCGAUCGGCCGAGCUGGACGGGAUGAUUUAUGAUCUGGAGACUACUUCUGCGCAAUUUAGAGAGCUCGUCACUGGCUUGCAGAGUGAGAUUGAAGAGCUCCGUCUUCAACAAGCGACGCAGGAACACGAGACGGCCGCUACGUCCGAACAGGCCCAGGCGCUCAUGGAUCUGAAUAUCAAGCUUCAGAGCUCUGCGACAAAGGCACAGGGAAAGACGAUCGAGAUGGAUCUGAGAAAGCUGGAGGCUGCGCAGCUUGCUGAACAGACGCGGAUCAUCACAUCCUACCUUCCAGAUGCAUACCACGAGACCGACGCGGACUCUACGAUCCUCUACCUCUUCUUCCACCGCCUCUCGGCCAAAAUCGACCUUCUUACCAACGCCAUCGCCACGAUCCACAAUCUCCCCUCCGCACUGCACAUGGCCGAGUCGGAAGCUCUCGUCGGCGUGUGCGAGCUCCGAGGCAAGCUCCGACAAUUUUCGAAUAUCAACGCGAGGUUCGCGGGGAUCAUGCAGCGGUCCACGCCGGACGAGUGGGUGGGGUAUGGCAAGGUGUUGCUGGAAGUGACGGGUGUGGAGGGGCGGGUGGAUGGGUGGAUUGGGUCGGCGAAGGGGGAUGGGUUUAGCGAGAUGAAUUGCGCGAGGGAGCUGGCUAGCUUGAUUGCGCAAUUCGAGCACCUGGCUAGUACGACCUUUGCCCGUCCCGACCUGGACAUCGUGGAACAACAACUCGGAUACGCUUAUAAUCUCGAAGCUGACCUGGACAACUUUGCUGCGGCUGUUGGGUUUGCCAGGCAGGCUAUACUGAGUUUGACGCAUGAUGAAGACAUCGAGAUCGAGACGGGCGAGUCUAGUCUGGAAGAAGGAGUAUAUGCGCCGGUGCAGAUGAUUCUGGAUCUUGUUCGGAGUGUGCGGGUACCUUCUACAAAACUGGUCAGCGCUGUGGAAGACCUUUCGAAGCAGAGCCUUGCGCUGGUACCCGAUCUGAUCGAGGCGCUGAGCGAUCUGGCCGUAUCAGUCUCGAACGCCGUGGAUCUUGCGGUACAGCUCGCGCAGAUGAUCGGCGCACACGCCGCCUCUAUUCGCUUUUCCAAACAACCCCUCCGCCUCUCCGACAUCGACCACUUCCUCCUCGAGGUCACCGCGCAGUCCGCUGCCCCAAAAGACCUGCACCCUUGGGACGUCAUCGCGGCCUUCAUCUCGCGCCUCGGGGCCCAACUCUCCUCCACCCUCCCUCGGAUCCGUUCCGCCUCCAAAUCCACACCCUCCGCCGUCAUCCUCCUCUCGCCCCCACUCCCCUGGCUCGGCCGUGUCGAAACCAUCAAGGCCGCCGCGCAGUUCAAUGCCGAAACCGAGCGUAAUGUUUUGCGGUUGACAGAAGAGAGCAAGGACAUGCUGCGCGAGAUUCGGAUAAGGGACCAAAGCCUGCAAGAGCAGGGCGUCAAGGUGGAGAUGCUAGAAAGGAGGUUGGAGGCGACGCGCAAGUUGGCGGAUACGGUGUUGGAGUUGGAGAAUGAUGUGGCGAAGACGAGGAAGCAGGAGAAGGUUUAUGAGGACGCGAUUGAGCAGAUGCAGGGGGAGUUGGAGGCUAUGGAGGGGGAGAAUGCAAAGUUGCGGAAGAGUGGGGAACCGAAGCUGACAUUCUCAGUAAACGCUUCUUCAUCUUCUGAGCCGAUAAUCUAUGCUCCGAGUGGCGCCGAGUCGUCGCAGCUGGUCGAGCAGAUCGAGAAUCUUCGGAACGCCAUCCGGUACCUCCGCUCCGAAAACGCCCUCCUUCGCUCCAAAGACCUCUUCUCGGCACUCCACUCCCUCCCUUCACUGCCCUACACCCCCUUCAUCGCUCCCGAACCCUCGGUGCCCGAACUCGACCCCUCCACCCCCGACUCGCCCGCCUCAUCCACCUCCUCCCUACCCGAAACGCCCACCCGCCACGCUCUCGAAACAGAGUCCAAGUUGCUCUUUAGGGAGAUAACGGCGUUCCAGUCUUCGCCGCGCAUCGUGGAUAUAAGUCAGCUCGGCGCGGAUAGCACCAGCGGAGGGUGGAGGAGCCGGAAGAAGAGCCCAGAGGUGCAGGUUUGGGAGUGGCGCAAGAGGGAGAAGGAGCUUGGGAGGCGGGUGGAGGGCUUCAAAGAGCGGGUCAGGAGUUUGAGCGUGAGGACUGCAGUUGGGUGA
This is a messenger RNA of Dioszegia hungarica, 3834 nucleotides long. RefSeq names its product dynein associated protein-domain-containing protein. Lineage: Eukaryota; Fungi; Basidiomycota; Tremellomycetes; Tremellales; Bulleribasidiaceae. The record is from RefSeq and is a predicted model, not a curated record. The transcript has 17 exons. Gene Ontology annotation, cellular component: microtubule associated complex; spindle; spindle pole body. Gene Ontology annotation, biological process: establishment of mitotic spindle orientation; nuclear migration involved in conjugation with cellular fusion. Bases 1 to 3834 code for a protein of 1277 amino acids.